UUUUGUUCCCAAUUGCGUCGACGACGGAACCUGAAAAAGAACCGAGAAACUGAUCGACGAUUCGACCGAGCCCACACUCGUUUCAUUGUCACUAAGGCGGUCCACUGAUAUCGCAUGUCCACUAUUCAGAACCUCGAAUAUCAUGACCCCUUUGCUGAUGCAAUUAAGGGCGACGAUCAACUCCCAGCAGGGACUGACGAUUACAUCCAUAUAAGAAUUCAGCAGCGUAACGGCAGGAAGACACUGACCACUGUUCAGGGCAUUUCUGAUGAUUAUGAUAAAAAGAAACUUGUGAAAGCCUUCAAGAAGAAAUUUGCCUGCAAUGGUACUGUGAUUGAACAUUCAGAAUACGGUGAGGUAAUCCAGCUUCAAGGUGACCAACGAAAGAAUAUCUGCCAAUUUCUCCUAGAGGUUGGCAUUGUCAAGGAGGAGCAGCUGAAGGUUCACGGCUUCUGAAGGAUGUGCUUACAAACUCGUGAAAUUUCUUGUUGCAGGGCUGGUUCUUUUUACAUUUGUUAGCUAAAUAUAUACUAUGCAGAAAAUGAUUUGCUGCAGAGAAUGGACUUCCCAUGUGAUUGGAUCUUCAGAAUUUAACUCCUAUAUGCAUGGCUACAGAAGAUGUGUGCUCUUUAGGCUCGUAACUCAUAUGGAAUCUACUAUAAGAUGGUAAAUGGAAUGAAUAAGCAUGUGUAUUUAGAACAUUUCCAAUGGAAAUGUUUUAGUGCUAAUUGUUCUUAAAUUUUCUUCUGAAGUAUUGUUUGUAUUAAACCAUGUAUGUUGUAUAAGACUAACCAAUAAAACCAGCUAUGUAUUC
Messenger RNA from Callorhinchus milii (elephant shark), 814 nucleotides. RefSeq names its product eukaryotic translation initiation factor 1B (gene eif1b). The record is from RefSeq and is marked provisional. Gene Ontology annotation, biological process: translational initiation. Lineage: Eukaryota; Metazoa; Chordata; Chondrichthyes; Chimaeriformes; Callorhinchidae. Gene Ontology annotation, cellular component: eukaryotic 43S preinitiation complex. Gene Ontology annotation, molecular function: translation initiation factor activity; RNA binding; ribosomal small subunit binding.